Messenger RNA from Ostrea edulis (European flat oyster), 1194 nucleotides. RefSeq names its product neuronal acetylcholine receptor subunit alpha-7-like. The coding region runs from base 1 to 1122 and encodes 373 amino acids. The record is from RefSeq and is a predicted model, not a curated record. The transcript has a single exon. Gene Ontology annotation, molecular function: extracellular ligand-gated monoatomic ion channel activity; neurotransmitter receptor activity; transmembrane signaling receptor activity. Gene Ontology annotation, cellular component: membrane; neuron projection; synapse. NCBI's taxonomy places the organism in Eukaryota, Metazoa, Mollusca, Bivalvia, Ostreida, Ostreidae. Gene Ontology annotation, biological process: regulation of membrane potential; monoatomic ion transmembrane transport; signal transduction.
AUGGUUCCAUCACUGGCAAUAAUCUUACCUACAUUGCUGCUAACGUAUAGUAAAUGUUUGGAAGCCUCUAACAGAUCACAAUUAUUCAACGAUGUUAUAUACAAAAUGAACCCCGACAUAGCCCCAUUUGAAUCGGACAAGACAGGGAUAACUGUUAUGAUUUCUGUAAAUUUGAUGGGCAUAACAGAUAUUAACGAAAAACAACAGACGAUGUCUGGUUCAUACUGGGUGACAUUAUCAUGGAUGGAUUAUCGCCUGGGAUGGAACCCGAGCUUGUACAGCAAUAUUACCUCUGUGCAAGUAAAUGCUAACAAGAUUUGGUCGCCGAAAUCUAUUUGCUUGUUUAAUGAAAUUGGAAAUGAGAAAUGUUUCAACGCAAAGGAGGAUCCUGUGACGGUGUAUUCCGUAGGAUUUAUUAUGUAUACGAAAUAUUUGGAGAGUGUUUCACAAUGUGUAGUAGAUGUCACCAGCUAUCCAUUUGAUUCCCAUGUGUGUUCUCUUCUAUUUGGAAACGUUAAUUUCUUUAGCGAAUUUCUUCAAUUUGAUGAGAAAAACUCGUUCUUCCUUCUUCAGUAUCUUCAACCGAACGCAAUUUGGGACAUUCAGAACACAACAUUUCACGUUAAGAAGUUUCGUGAUCCCGUGAACCGCAGUACACAAGAGCAGUUAACUUUUCAUAUACAGUUGAGCAGAAAGUAUUUUUAUGUCAUGCUUUUCACGCUUUCACCGGUGAUUAUAUUAUCAAUUUUGAAUUUGUUCUGUUUUGUGGUACCAAUCGAGUCUGGAGAGAAAAUGAGUUUUUGCAUGGCCAUCUUCUUAACUUUUGCAGUAUUCUUGACAAUGAUUACCGAUUCCAUACCGAAAUCAUCGAACGAAGUUCCAUAUUUCACGGUGUACUUGAUAACACAGCUUGCUAUCAGUGGAUUGAUCGUUAUAUUAGAAGCCAUUGUGUUGUUGUUUCAUUUCCAUUUUGCUUCGAGCAGAGAAGAGAAAGAAAAUAACGAAAAGUCUUCUGCUAAGAACUGUAAACCAAACGGAGUGCAUUUUGAUAUCAUUUUCUUUUUGUUCAUACUAGUUUGUAAUAUUUUCUCUUUGAUUUUCUUUUUUGUAAAUGUGCUGUAAAUUCCUUGAAUUUGGUACUUACUAAAAUCCGAUCUCGGUCCCGUGACGGGUCUUCAGCCCCGGUCUCAGAUU